AUGGAGCUCCCGGAGAUGGAGCAGCUGCGAAAGAAGUCAAUGCGCGAACAAGCCGGACGUGGCUUUCGCCUCCAAGCUGCCGCUAACAUGGAGAUGUGGCUCGGCAUGAAGUGGGCUAUCAACGCGGCCGAGCGCAUCCAGAGGAAGUUGGCAGAGGCCGAAAGGGCGGCAGUGGAUGCCGAAGAGGCGAGGGCGAGGGCAAAGGCGGCGAAGGAGGCCGAGCGUCUGUCUCAGGCGACGGAGCUGGAGGAGGCCAAGAAACAGGCCAUAGCUGAGUACCGAAACUCGCCGGAGUUCGUGGCAUUGCUGGACAAGGAGGUGAUGGAGCAAUGCGAGGAUCUCAUCUACCGGUUCAAGCGCUUCAAUGCUGAUAAAAAACUGAACCUGAAUUUUGUCUGGGAUCCGCCGCCGUUGCCCGAGAGGGUAACCGAGGAGAUGGUCGAGGCGUACCUUGGGGAAGAUGCCGAAGUCGAUUCCUCGAGCGGCUCAGAAUCGGACGGUGAGGAGGAAGAAACGACUCCCCCUGCCGAGCCGUUGAGUGCCCGAGAGGAUGAGGGCGGGCCGGCACCGCCCGUGGCCGAUCCUCCAACUCCUUGA
Molecule: messenger RNA, 597 nt
Organism: Prunus armeniaca (apricot)
Lineage: Eukaryota; Viridiplantae; Streptophyta; Magnoliopsida; Rosales; Rosaceae
Source: the annotation of a GenBank genome assembly